Messenger RNA from Funneliformis caledonium, 1113 nucleotides. NCBI's taxonomy places the organism in Eukaryota, Fungi, Glomeromycota, Glomeromycetes, Glomerales, Glomeraceae. The record is from the annotation of a GenBank genome assembly.
UCUGUUCCCAAUAAGCCUGACAAGCUUGACAAGUUUCUCGAAGGAAAGGAUAUUACUCUCAAUUGUCUUAUUUCCGAUGAGGAAGCUAUUUUCGAUGUAACGGUAUUUAACGGUAGUAAUAAUAGAGUUUCUACUCUUGCGAAUGUAAUCAGAAACCGUCGUCUAGACCGAUUUCAGAAUACUGAUUCGAGCAAGCUAAUUUUAUAUAUGAAUAAGGCUGAAGCUGAUAGUGUCAUAAUUCUCAGCUUAAAAAAUGAUAAAGGGGAUAUAUUGAGUGGUACGGAAUUGAUGAAGCAUGAAAACACCAUUUUAAGUUAUUUUAAUGGUCAACCCUCUUCUAAAUAUCAAGGCGAAAAGGGGGUCAAUGUUAUCGGAUCCUCGGUAGUGGAUGGGCAGUCACAGAACGAUAGGGAAACAAUAGCAGAAAUAUCAGCCGUUGAUGAAUCUGACUCCGUAAUAGACCAGCAAAAUGAUGUCAACACCAAGUCAAUGGAAGAGGUACCUGAGGUGAUUGCAGAGCAAUCGGUACCAGAUAAGGAGAAGAAUUUGGAUUCAGAGCCACUCAUAGCCGAUAUCUCUGGUAUCAAUUCUCAGGAUUCUGUCAUUCCCUUGAACGAAAAAGAUGGACAAGAUGUUUAUCUUGCCAGUCUAUCAUCUGAAUCAUGUGUUACUUCGCCCGGCUUUGAAUAUAGUAAGGACGGGAAAGUUCCCUAUAAACAAAAAGUAGAAAAAGGUUUAGUAUGUGAAUUACUUGAAUUCAUUAGAAGCCAUGAAUCCUUACCGAAUUCUACUACAUCUAGGCCUAUUCCACCAGCGCCUCAAGUUUCACAUGUGCCUAUCAAGAUAUCUAAAUUCCCUGAAGACCGGAAUACCAUCCUCGAUGCUGUGAAUAAACGCUUCCCUUUCUUGUCAUGGAAUAAAUCAAUUACUUGGUGUCGAGAUGCUUUUGAAUAUACCGAUCCUGAGGCCAAGUGCCCGGCAUGUAAGAGUGUUCACAUGCAUCAGGGUAUAUGGGGUGACUGGACUUGCCAGGACAAAAAUAACUUUUAUUAUCUUAUGUGUCCCUGGGAUAUUUAUGAAAACAAGAAAGUCAAAAUUGCUACACAGGGCUAG